UUUCCAUUUGAGCACCACCUUGAUGGUAACCCCACAACUAGCUGUCAUGGCAUGCUGAGGCUAUCCUUGACACAUCUAUCACUGCGCGCGUCGUCCUAGGCAAACAGCCGUGAUAAUUUACGGUACACAACUUCAAUGCCUACCAUGACUUCCACGAUGACUUCCACCACGCAAACCAGUACCAAAUGGUCGGUAGAAUACGACACAGUUCGCCGUCAAAAACUCUUCAAGAAUACCCCAAAAGAUCGAAGUGCUUUUCCAGCCCUCAAAGCCGCCGUGAAACCGCACAUCGAAUCGUUCAAUGCUCUUUUCGACCAGAAUCUCAUUGACCACGCUUUGAAAGAUAUUGGCACCUACACGACAACCGAUGGCAGUCCACGAGAUACAACUAGAGCCGGCCACCGAAACAAGCUCGAUCUCAAAGUCACAGAAAUCUUACUCGAAAAGCCAGUCCUACCCUCUUCCAACAAAUACAGCGUUCACAACCGAAACAUCUACCCCUCCGAAUGUCGAGAACGCCAUUCCACAUAUCGAGGCAAACUAAGAGCAAGAUUACAAUACAGAAUCAAUAAUGGAGAAUGGAAAGAAUCCAUCCGGGAGCUCGGACAGAUGCCCAUCAUGCUUCGAUCCAGCAAGUGCCAUCUCGAGAAAUCCUCUCCCGCAGACAUGGUCCGACACAAGGAAGAAGCCGAAGAACUGGGGGGUUAUUUCAUCGUCAACGGUAAUGAGAAACUCAUCCGCAUGUUAAUCGUCUCUCGGAGAAACUAUCCCAUGGCCAUUGCACGCAACACCUUCACCGGGAGAGGUCCCACUUUCUCAAAGUACGGCAUGCAGAUUCGAUGCGUCAGACCGGAUCAGACAUCGCAAACCAACGUCCUUCACUACCUCACUGAUGGAAAUGUGACGUUCCGCUUUUCCUGGCGCAAGAACGAAUAUCUGGUCCCCGUCGUCAUGAUACUCAAGGCCCUAAUCGAGACCAACGAUAAGGAGAUUGCCGAAGGCAUCAUUGGAGUCUCAGCAACUUCUUCUGCACCAAGUUCUUUCGUGGCCGACCGAACCGAGCUUCUUCUCCGCACAUACAAAGCCUACAACCUGAAAACACGAUCCCAGACUUUGGCAUACUUGGGAGAGAAAUUCCGUCCCGUCCUGCUCUGUCCGAUGACAAUGACGGAUGAGCAAGUCGGCGAGGAAUUCUUGAGGAGAAUCGUGUUACCUCAUCUCGGGAACUACGACGUGACUCCAGCUCAGAACAACGACAAAUUCCAGCUGAUCCUCUUCAUGAUCCGAAAACUAUACUCCCUCGCAGCUGGCGAUUGCACCUUGGACAAUCCUGACGCAGUGUCAAAUCAAGAAGUCCUACUCGGCGGGUUUCUGUAUGGAAUGCUCCUCAAAGAAAACAUAUAUGAAUGGCUCGUGUCCAUCGGCGCCGCCGCCAGAGACUAUCUGAGGAUGAAAGGAGGCGGACAAUUUUCCGAUCCCAGCUUCGAAACCGACUUUCUCACCAGGAUUGUUCGCCGCACCAACGAGAACAUCGCCGGAAAAUUGGAAUAUUUCCUAUCCACCGGAAAUCUAGUCAGUCAGACUGGUCUCGAUUUAUCCCAGGUUUCAGGUUUCACCAUUGUGGCCGAAAAGAUCAAUUUCUACCGAUUCAUCAGCCAUUUCCGGUGUAUCCAUAGAGGUUCAUUCUUUGCACAACUGAAAACAACGACGGUGAGAAAACUAUUACCCGAAAGUUGGGGUUUCCUCUGUCCCGUCCACACGCCCGAUGGAUCGCCUUGCGGUCUGUUGAAUCACCUGGCACAUCAAUGUCAGAUCCAAAUCAAGAAAAUCGACACCAGAGGUCUGGAAAAGGCCAUUCUGGAACUAGGACUCUCCCCCGUGCCUUCCAUGGAGCUCGAACAGAGUCUCUCAUUACAACUCGACGGCCGAAUUCUCGGCUACUGUUCAGUGCAGCGAGCCCGAGAAAUCGCACAGUUGUUGAGACACUGGAAAGUCCGAGGCGAGAAACAGAUCCCCGUGGAACUUGAAAUCGGGAUGAUUCCCACCUCCAACGGCGGUCUCUACCCGGGUCUCUAUCUCUUCACCGACCCGUCUCGAAUGCUUCGACCGGUCAAGUACAUUCCCGAGGAUAAACUCGAUUAUGUGGGUCCGUUUGAACAACAAUACAUGAAUGUGGCGUGUGUGGAAGCAGACAUCAUCCCCAAUUUGACGACUCACAUCGAAUACAAGCCCACGAAUAUCUUGUCCAUCUUGGCCAACAUGACGCCGUUCUCGGAUUUCAAUCAAUCGCCAAGAAACAUGUAUCAGUGUCAGAUGAGUAAACAGGCCAUGGGAACCCCGUCGUCGAACAUGAUGUGUCGAACCGACAAUAAAGCAUAUCUCUUGCAGACGGGCCAGACACCCGUGGUGCGUCCGCCUCUGUACAAUGAAUAUGGGCUGGAUAACUUUCCUAACGGUAUGAAUGCCGUGGUGGCGGUUAUUUCGUAUACUGGUUACGACAUGGACGACGCCAUGAUCAUCAACAAGUCUUCUCACGAACGUGGUUUUGGCGACGGUGUCAUCUACAAGACAAAGGUGUACGAAUUGAGCGAGAGAUCGAGGUCUAGCAGAUCCAAGACGGAAAUUAAAUCGCUGUUUGGCUUUGCUGAGGGCGAUCCAAACAUCCCUGCUGACACCCUCAAGACCCUCGACAGUGAUGGUCUUCCAGCCGUGGGUGCCAAGGUCGGCGAAGGUUCGGUGGUUUUGGCUCACCACAGUGUCAUGUUUGACCCAUCUGAAGGCAAGUUGAAGAAUCUGGAUGGGAAGACGAGUUAUUUCAAAUACAAGGACACGGAAGAAGCGUAUAUUGACCAGAUUCGGUUGAUCGGCUCCGAAUCUGGCGAUCAACCAUGUCAGGCUGUCAGUAUCAAGUAUCGAAUCCCCCGACGACCGAUCAUUGGUGACAAAUUCUCGUCACGACACGGGCAGAAAGGUGUUUGUUCGAUGCUUUGGCCAAGUGAGAGCAUGCCGUUCAGCGAGACAGGGAUCCAACCAGACGUCAUCAUCAAUCCACACGCCUUCCCUUCGCGUAUGACGAUCGGUAUGUUCGUGGAGUCGUUAGCGGGUAAAUCGGGCGCUCUCCACGGUCUGGCUCAGGAUUGCACGCCAUUCUCCUUUGAUGAGACCAACACGGCGGGCGAUUUCUUCGGCGAGCAGCUACGCCAAGCUGGUUACAACUUUUACGGCAACGAGCCCAUGUACAGCGGCAUCACGGGGCAACCGUUUGCAGCCGACAUCUAUCUCGGCGUCGUGUACUACCAGAGACUAAGACACAUGGUGAGCGACAAGUUCCAAGUACGAACGACUGGUCCGGUCAACAACUUGCACGGCCAACCCAUCAAGGGUCGAAGCAAGGGUGGUGGUAUCCGUGUCGGUGAGAUGGAGCGCGACUCCCUCAUUGCUCACGGAUGUGCGUAUCUCCUGCAGGACCGUCUCAUGGACUGCAGUGACAAACAGCGAGCUUGGGUGUGUCGCUCGUGCGGCAGCUUCUUGAGCACCAUGAUGGUUCCGAAUCAAUUCACUGCCGGUAAGCGAGGUGGACGAGUCGAGCCCAGCGGCAUGGUGCGUUGCCGAGCGUGUGCGCGACCUGCACAGUUUGAAGACAGCAAGAUGGUUGUGUGGGAGGACGGCUCCGGCCGAAAAUACGUCGGAGGCGAUAACACCACCAUCGUCAAUGUGCCUGGUGUGCUAAGAUAUCUUGACGUCGAACUGGCGGCCAUGGGGGUGCGGACGACAUUCCAGAUCGAAGCGUAAUGAUGCGGGCUGGUGUACACAAGAAAAGAGAUAGUAAAAUGAUGAUCAAAG
Messenger RNA from Exophiala mesophila, 3843 nucleotides. RefSeq lists its product as uncharacterized. The record is from RefSeq and is a predicted model, not a curated record. Gene Ontology annotation, molecular function: DNA-directed RNA polymerase activity; ribonucleoside binding; DNA binding. Gene Ontology annotation, cellular component: nucleus; RNA polymerase I complex. Gene Ontology annotation, biological process: DNA-templated transcription. The transcript has a single exon. NCBI's taxonomy places the organism in Eukaryota, Fungi, Ascomycota, Eurotiomycetes, Chaetothyriales, Herpotrichiellaceae. Bases 136 to 3792 code for a protein of 1218 amino acids.